ACACUAGAGGGCGAUCCCCGGCCCUGCUGCGGGCUGUAUAUAUACGGCACGCAGGACCGCGGCAGCCCAUUAGCAACAGGGCAGGCAGGCAGCGCGCAGAGCGGGGCUGGGCCGGGGACGGGCGCGCCGUGCCGAGCCGAGCCGAGCCGUGCAGAGCCGCGGUGCCGUUCACCGUCCAGGCAGGAUUGUUAGAACCGCCGCCGCUGCCGCCGCCGUCCCGUUCGAAAGCUGGAUUGCAGCAGCCCUUCACCAUGCCCGGCAGACUGUAGGUGCUUCAUGGAGCAAGCCAACUUCUACGAGGUCGAUUCCCGGCCCCCGAUGAGCAGCGGUCAGCACCACCAGCUCCAGACUCCCCUGCCCGGCAGCGCUUACAGCUACAGAGGGGCUCCCUCGGCGGCGGCACCUGCUGCGGGCGGCGCGGAGCUCGGCGACAUCUGCGAGAACGAGAACUCCAUCGACAUCAGCGCCUACAUCGACCCCGCCGCCUUCAACGACGAGUUCCUGGCCGACCUCUUCCAGCACAGCAAGCAGCAGGAGAAAGCCAAGGCCAUCCUGGCCGGGGAUUUCGACUUCCACACCAUGCAUGGGGCCGGCGCCGCCGCCUCGGCGCCGGGGCACCAGCAGCAGCACCACCAGCAGCCGCUCUUCGGCUGCGUGGCCGGCUACAUGGACGGCAAGCUCGAUCCCCUGUACGAGCGCAUCGCCGCGCCCGGCUUGCGGCCGCUGGUGAUCAAGCAGGAGCCCCGGGAGGAGGAGGAGGUGAAGUCGGCGGCCCUGUCGGCCCUCUACCCCCAUCACGCCCCGCAGCAGCACCCGUCCCACCUGCAGUACCAGAUCGCCCACUGCGCCCAGACCACCAUGCACCUCCAGCCAGGGCACCCCACGCCGCCCCCCACGCCCGUGCCCAGCCCGCACCACCCGCACCACCCGCACCCCCCCGGCGGCCUGCCCGCCGCCGGCGCCCUCAAGAUGAUGCCCGCGGACCACCGGAGCAAAUCGAAAAAGACAGUGGACAAGAACAGCAAUGAGUACCGGGUGCGCCGGGAGCGCAACAACAUCGCGGUGCGCAAGAGCCGGGACAAGGCCAAGCAGCGCAACGUGGAGACGCAGCAGAAGGUGCUGGAGCUCACCACCGACAACGAGCGGCUGCGCAAGCGGGUGGAGCAGCUCACCCGGGAGCUGGAGACUCUGCGGGGCAUCUUCAGGCAGCUGCCCGAGAGCUCGCUGGUGAAGGCCAUGGGCAGCUGCGCUUAGGGCCGCGCCGGGACCGGCCGGGCUGCCCUGCCCGCCCACAGAUACUUUACGUACCGGAGCGCGGCCGGCGCACUGUGCCGGGGGAAAGGGGGACGGGGUCUGUUUUGUUUUUUGUUUUGUUUCGUUUGUUUGUUUGGGGUUUUUUUAUCAGUUCACGACCUAUACAAGAAGCCAGGCAGCUCUAGUAUUACAAGGUUUGUGCCUUACGGAUGACACACGAGUAAGCUGAAAACAUGGUGGGUUUUCUAAGGAGAAGGGCAAGGGGAAGGAAGAAUUAAAAAGCCCACGUGUCUACACAGGGUAAAUAACAGUAAUAAUAAUAAUAAUAAUAAUAGUAAUAAAGUAUGCAUAGCAACCCAGAUGUGCCUUAAAAGCUAGCUGCAGGAGCUCUGGGGCUUUUUGUGCCCUCUAGCCUGGCAGGGCACAAGGAAAAAGGGUGAGGGACGUGCAGGCUUGAGGGUCGGGGUGUCUGGGGUGUCCUGCCAGGCCCCCUCAGCUGGCCUGCAGUUCAGCAGGCAGGAGCAGCUGUGGGGAUGCCAGCGACGAGAAGAGGACUUGAGGCUGAGAGAUAUGCAGCACUCGACACCCGUUUGGAGCACUGAGGUGUGGGGCAGCCGCUAGACUGCUGCCAGGACUGUCCCAGCCUGGCUGGGCUGCCUCUGCCAAGCCCUAUCCCCUACCUUGGCUGGGAGAGGGGCAAGGGGCCACCACCGCUGUGGGACCAAUGGACAGCCUGGGAGUGAUGGAGCAGCAGCUUGCGAGAGUGUGUGGUGAGCUCCCUCCAUCAAAGGAAAGAGCAGCAGUGUACUGUAUGUCACGACAUGGCGAAGCACAAAUGAAUAAAUACCUAUCGAUGCGGGUAUUUGCUAUGAACUUUCAGUGUAUUUUGCUUUAUUCCAGGACGUUUAGCUCCUGUCCAAGUCUCUGUCCGUCCAAGCUGUGCCUCAUGUAAUGUGAAAGCCUUUCCGUGUAUACUAGCUACACUUUAUUUUUAUUGCAUUACUUAGAUCUUUGCCAUCACACAACUUUAUCUGGUGACAGAGACUAUGCCCUUGUGCUGCAAUGUUAUUUUAUUAUUUGUGUGGGUGGGUGAGUGUGAGUGUGUGUUGCCUUCUUCACAUUGUCCUGUACUGAUUGCUGCUUCCUAAGCCCAAGGCAAGGGUGCCUGGAAGGGGGCACGGGCUGUGGGACUGCAGGGCCGCCUGCAGCAGGGCAAGGAGGCUUGUCCCUGGUGCUGCACCACCUUUGGACUCUGGAGCUUCUCCCAGGGUGAGAGAAAAAUAAACAAACAGUCUCCCUUCCAGGGUGUGCUGGUAGCCAUGCAGAGCGUUUCUUCCUCGUGUUGUAGCUGCACAGCAAUUUGUCCAACUGAAGUUAAGUCAUGACGAGAGAAUAAGGUGGAUGAAGCUGUUUGAAAGCAUGACAGAGCACAGUGCUGGCGGUGCGUGUAUGUGUGUGCAGUGUAUGUGUGUAUGGUAUGUAUACGUCUAUGUAUAUGCACACACAUUGGUGUUGUUUUUUUUUUAAUUUGGGGGGGAACCGCAUAUAAAGUUUGUCAGAAGUCCUGGUUACGUUCAUAAAUAAACAGUAUAUAUUCUACCAUAACCAUC
Myiozetetes cayanensis is the source of this 2864-nucleotide messenger RNA. It is a transcript of the gene CEBPA, whose product is annotated as CCAAT enhancer binding protein alpha. The transcript has a single exon. Lineage: Eukaryota; Metazoa; Chordata; Aves; Passeriformes; Tyrannidae. The coding region runs from base 277 to 1254 and encodes 325 amino acids. Gene Ontology annotation, biological process: regulation of transcription by RNA polymerase II; DNA-templated transcription; myeloid cell differentiation. The record is from RefSeq and is a predicted model, not a curated record. Gene Ontology annotation, molecular function: DNA-binding transcription factor activity, RNA polymerase II-specific; RNA polymerase II cis-regulatory region sequence-specific DNA binding.